Messenger RNA from Protopterus annectens (West African lungfish), 3340 nucleotides. RefSeq names its product phospholipid phosphatase 3 (gene PLPP3). Lineage: Eukaryota; Metazoa; Chordata; Ceratodontiformes; Protopteridae. Bases 387 to 1322 code for a protein of 311 amino acids. The transcript is spliced from 6 exons. The record is from RefSeq and is a predicted model, not a curated record. Gene Ontology annotation, molecular function: phosphatidate phosphatase activity. Gene Ontology annotation, biological process: canonical Wnt signaling pathway; phospholipid dephosphorylation; phospholipid metabolic process.
GAGUCCUGCCAGCACAUUCAAGGAGCUGCAAAACUUCACAUCUGUUGGAAAGAAACACGCUAGACUUACUCUCUAAAGCCAUUCAUUAACUAAGUGGAGUGAGAGAGAAAAAAAACGAAAGAAGCAAAAGUUUAAUCUGCAGAUUAGACUGAAAGCUACGUUUUGUAAAAGGGCGCCUGCCGAUUUAAAGUUUUGCACAAAAGUACCAGGAGUACAAACUUUGGGAAAACAUUCGCACUUUUUUGUCUUGGUAGAAUUUUCUGCUGAUUGCAACGCUAAUUGUGUCCAUUCAGCAGUUUGUAAACGGGACCGCAGUCAUUAAACAAAGUUAAAAAGAAAACUCGGGGUAGUUUUUUUCCGGAUUAGGAAAAGUGCUCAUUCCUGACAUGCAGAGUUACAAAUAUGACAAGGCGAUGGUUCCUGAGAACAGAAAUGGUGGGAAUCCAACGUUAAACAGCCAGGGGGACAAAAGUAAGAAGGUGCUGCUCAUCUGCCUGGACUUCGUGUGCCUCAUUGUAGCUGCUCUGCCAUUUAUGAUUAUUGAAGGUGGUGCAAUCCAGCCGUACGAACAAGGCUUUUAUUGCAAUGAUGAAAGCAUCAAUUACCCGUACAAAAAUGGAGACACCAUUAGCGAUGCUGUGCUCUCUGCUGUUGGCAUCCUCAUUGCUAUUCUAGCAAUAACUUUGGGAGAAUGCUAUAGAAUCCACUACUUAAAAGAGAGGCCAAAAUCUUUUAUCCAGAAUUCUUAUGUAGCAGCUCUUUAUAGGCAAGCUGGUUGCUUUAUUUUUGGCUGUGCUAUAAGCCAGUCAUUUACAGACAUUGCCAAAGUCUCCAUUGGAAGACUGCGACCCCACUUUUUGAAUGUUUGCAAGCCAAAAUUUUCUAACGAGAGCUGCUCACAUGGCUACGUAACAAACUAUACGUGUACAGGACCAGUACAUAAAGUGCAAGAGGCAAGAAAAUCUUUCUUUUCGGGUCAUGCAUCAUUUUCCAUGUAUGCCAUGUUAUACUUAGUGUUCUAUCUGCAAGCAAGAUUCACAUGGAAAGGAGCCAGGUUGCUUCGUCCUCUUCUACAGUUCACUCUUAUUAUGCUGGCAUUUUACACUGGACUGUCUCGAGUGUCUGACCAUAAGCACCACCCUACAGAUGUAUUGGCUGGCUUUGCACAAGGAGCACUGGUUGCAUACUGCAUAGCCUUUUAUGUGUCAGACCUCUUCAGACCUAAAGUGGUUAUUUCAGUUCCAUCUCCACCUUCAAUAAAGAAGGAAAUUCUUCCACCUGUGGACAUAAUUGAUCGGAAUAACCAUCACAAUAUGGUGUAGAACUUACCAUUGCAACAUCUGUGGACAGAAAUAUGACUGCUGACAGCAAUAAUCUGCUGAUUUCAAAUCUCAUCAGACAGUAGAAUGUAGGGAUGGAGAUGUUACACACAUGGAUUGAGAGUUGUAUCAUAUACCAUCUCUUCCAGCUAUGAAGAUCUGAAGUGGUCCAACAUGGGACAUUUAGACUGCAAAAAUGUCUGACAUGAAUGUUUAUUAAACAAGACCGCCAACGGAUAUAUACCUAUACUUGUGUGCUGGAGAUGGCAUUCAGGCUGUGCAGCUGGUCACAUGUUUAUCCUAUGAUAGACACUAAAACAUUUUACACGGUAGCUAUCUUGAUGUUGGUAUAAAAGACUGUUCAAUAUUUUAGAUAGCGAAAGCCAAAAAGGAGCACUAGAAAACUACAAAUAGCACUAUGUCUGAGUUUGUCCACUAACAUCUAAAAGUAAAUGUUUUAUAAUCAUACUGCUUGUUAACGUAACAAGAAGUACAUUAAAACAGAACUGCAUGCCAGGUUUAUUACAAGAAACUGGUAGGAUUUAAGCAAAACGGUGUGAUUGCACAUCACAUUUACAACCUAUCCAGUGACGUAAGAUAUGAAUUAAUGUACAAUAUGGUUGUUGGUAAAUAUAACAUAGGAAAGGUUUAUUAAACAGUAGAACAGCUGUGCAUCAUGAUUUGUGACUAAUUUGUCAAAAAUUUAAUAUUUUAUAUGUAACUGAGCCAGCAUUUUAGCACAAUGAAUGUUUGCAAAUGGUUUAUGUUUGCAUUAUAAAAUGACACUAAAUCAUUGACAGCCAGGUUGUUCGGCUGUUUUUCAGAUACUCUACAGACACAAUUUUCAUUGGCAUUUCGUACAUGUUUGAAUGGAUUGCUGAAGCAAAAACUUUAUAGUUAUUUAUUAACACCUUCACUAAGAUAAUAGAUUCAGGCCUGUCAUCCUGAAUUUUAAAUUGCCUUUCACAUUUGUUAAUAAUGUCUAUAUAAAUACUGAUGUUUUCAGACAUUCACACAAAUUACAAGUAUUUUAAAUUCAAUAAUAUCAACACUGAAAAUUCAUACUAUGACUAAAUGCAGCACUAAAGACUUUUGUUGCUGUUGUGAAAAAUGUUCAUGUUUCAAAUUGUAAAAAGUUAAUGUAAGUGCAUGUCGUGUUUAUGGACUGGGGUUGAGUCCCAGCUGAUGCUAACCUUACAGCUUCCUUUUCAUGACGUACUGCUGGCAGGACGUCAGCUCCUAUGCCUGCAUCAUGCUUAAUGCUCCAUAAGUGCUUUGAGGGUUGAUUACCUGUGUGUGUGUGUGUGUGUGUGUGUGUGUGUGUGUGUGUGUGUGUGUGUGUGUGUGUGUGUGUCUGACUGUUAAUGUGUGUUGUGUCUGGUGGAUGCUGCUUCUAAAACAUUCAAUAUAUUGAUUGCCUUGAAAUGCUUCUACAUAUGAAACAUGCAUUAAAAACACAUAUAUUUUUAUUAUGAAAGGCAGCAUCAAACUCAUAAAGGACUUAACCAUAGUAAUCACAUUAUAUAUACAGACCAUUUGCACAUUCCUGCUGCAGAAUCCGUCCUAUCAUUUCUACCAUGGCAAGCUAUAAUUUUAUAUAAAUAUAUAUAAAUAAUGUGUAGAACAGUAAAAUUAACUAUGUAAAGUAUUAUUUCUGAAGUAAUGUCUAGAUAUCAUAUCCACUAUGACUAUAAAAUGAUUGUGUCUUGACCUGUGUCUUUUACAACAUGCUGCUUCAAGAAGCAUUUAAUUAAUUUUUUACAAGUAGUCAACUAAAAUAUCUUAGGUUUGUGAUACUCAUUGUUUUUAUAAAAAAAUACUAUGACUAGAGACAACUGUAUCAAAAUAUUAAACAGUCAGUAUUUUUAUAAUUUCUCUUUUGUACAAAAAGAAUAUUAUUAUAUAAAGUCUUUUGUAGAAUGAAAAAAAAACUUCCAGAUUUAUGUCUGCAACAUUUGGCUGUACAAUAUGUGCUUUUAAAAUAAAAGCCCAUAAUAAAACAAAGUGGUGUAUUUUGAGCA